This is a messenger RNA of Uloborus diversus, 3340 nucleotides long. RefSeq names its product importin-13-like (gene cdm). The transcript is spliced from 20 exons. The record is from RefSeq and is a predicted model, not a curated record. Gene Ontology annotation, molecular function: small GTPase binding. Bases 243 to 3140 code for a protein of 965 amino acids. Gene Ontology annotation, cellular component: nuclear membrane; cytoplasm. NCBI's taxonomy places the organism in Eukaryota, Metazoa, Arthropoda, Arachnida, Araneae, Uloboridae. Gene Ontology annotation, biological process: protein import into nucleus.
CCGGCAAGAGUUAACAAAUUUUAUUGCGAAUUAAUUACACCUGUCUAAAUUUAUGUCAAAAAAUUAUGAUAGUUCAGUUCGGCUGUGCGAUAUUACAAAUUUUGACGUAUCAGUCAUGUUUAAAGAAAAUUCUUGUCUAUAUGCAAUAAUUUUAUCUGUUAUUAUUUAGGCUUACGGUAAAAGCUAUUUCCAUUAUGUGCAUUCAUUGGACAUGAUACUUUAUUAUUUGACAAUUUAUCAACAUGGAAGACAUAAACAGCCAAUUUACUGUAGAAAACAUAGAAAGAACCCUCCAUCAGUUUUACAGCGAUGUACAGAGCCAGGCUGAAGCCAACCAAUUUCUUAUUUUGGCACAAAUGUCGUCUGAAGCUUGGAACUUUGCAUGGGAGCUUUUGAAUCCAUCUAAACCAUCGGAAGUGCAGUUUUUUGGAGCGAGUACUUUGCAUGUGAAAAUUUCAAAAACUUGGAAUGAGCUUCCCGCAUCAUUCUAUGGACCACUCCGGGAUAAAUUGCUAUCAGUGCUGAUGAACUACAUCUGCGGGCCUCGCAUUAUCUUGACCAGGCUCUGCAUUGCUGUGUCUUCUUUCAUUAUUCAAACAAUAGCUGAUUUUUGGCCAUCUGCAAUUCAAGAUCUGAUGAAUGCAUUUCAACCACAGAAUAUUCCUAAUGCUAGUCCACAGCAAGUUGCUCAUGUCUUGUUAGAAUUAUUGACUGUCCUAUCUGAAGAGUUCCAAACUACAAGAAUCUCCCAUUCCAAAGUUGGCGUCAUCAGGAACGCGCUUCGAUCCUCAUCGGAACUAGUCAUGGAACUCGUCCAGAGUGUGCUUUCUAAAACUUCUUCUCCCGCCGAAGUGUGUGAAAUUUCCUUGAAGUGUUACUCUAGCUGGGCUGUACUGGGACCUUCCGGACUGGAGAACAAGUUUUUAGUGACGCUCACUUUCGAUUCUGUAUAUAGAGAUGAAAUUAGUCAAACUGCAUUAGAAACACUGAGCAAUAUAUCUAAUCACCCUGAUGCUAGCAAGCACCCAAAUCUAAUUCUUGAAAUGAUAGAGCAUAUUGUUCAUUUAGAAAAUUUAUUGGAGAAAACCAUCAAAGAUGAUGAUAUGGAUAAAUGUAACAGCAUUUAUGGUUUGGUCAUUGCUGUUGCAGAAAACCACUGCCAGUUAUUACUAAACACAAUCCUCGACAAACCGGGAAAGAAAGAUAUGAUUAUAAAGUUUAUAAGUUUCAUUCUAAAAUGCAGUGCAACACCUGGUCAGUAUCCUGUGGAUGAAGUAUGUAGUGAACAAGCAUUUGGAUUUUGGUACACUCUUCAAGAUGCAAUUGUGUCAUCAGAUCGUGGGUUUGAAAGCCUUUUGCUGGUUUUUCAUCCAGUUUUCCAAUCUUUAUUAGACACAUAUUUAGUAAAACUCAGAUAUCCACCAGAAAGCAUAUACAAACAAUGGAAAUCUGACGAAAAAGAAUCUUUUAGAUGUUAUAGGCAAGAUAUUGGGGAUUCUAUUAUGUACUGCUAUAACAUCCUACGGCAAGCUGCUUUGGCCAAUUUAAUUACUCACUUAAGCAUUGCCACCACAACUGUAACUAAUGACCCUUCACAGUGGCAGUAUUUAGAGGCUUGCCUUUUUGCAUUCAAAGAAGUUGCGGAGAAUGUGGACGUGAAGGAAUCUUGUUACAUACCCAUGUUUAUGGCCCAUUUGGGAAACAUUCCAUUGCAACAUAUACGAAUUAUUUCAGCUACUAUGGAAGCUAUUGGUUCCUUUGCAGAAUGGAUUAACAUGCAUCCCAAUGUGCUGGGUUGUGUCAUACCACUGCUGCUCAUGGGACUGCGAAAUUCUGAAGUGGCAAUUUCUGCCACAUUUGCGCUAAAAGAUAUCACAAGGGAUUGCUAUUCAACAAUGAGGCCUUUUGCAGAACAGAUACUUCAUACUAGUCUGGAAGCUCUAAAAGACAAUGUUUUGAAAUCUAGAGAAAAGGUUCGCAUCAUGUGCACGGUUGGCAAAGUGCUUUCUAUCAUGCCCUACUCUUUCAUCAUGAACUACUUAGAUAACCUUUUGUCUCCAAUUUUUUCGGAACUGCAACAGCAGCUACAUUCCCAACAACUCAGUCCCAACAAUGCCACUGCUAUUGUACUCAAUCUGCAUAUGCUCUCUAUGCUGUUUUCCACUCUCGACACUCACUGGGAAAAAGAGCAUGAAGAUGAAACUGCAGAAGAGAAGGAGUCAUGCAAAAUUCGGGAAGAAAACCUGAAGCAACCCCAACCUGUCAUGUUUGUACUCGAGAAGUUGCUAGCAAUAUUCAAGGAGUUGGGCAAUCAGUGGGAAGUCACUGAGCAGAUUACAGAGGCUCUUUGUGAUGCCCUGAAAAGGUCCGUCUCAAUGAUGAGCGACUCGUGCAAGAUGUUCCUGCCCGACAUGCUGAAUCUCAUCCUCCAUCUGUAUAAGAAUUCACCCCAUUCAUCAGUACUGGACAUGACCAAGCAAGUACUCCUGCUCUUCAGCACUGACGAGGACCAAAGGGGGGCGCUGUCUGGUUUCUUCGCGGAAAUAUGCGAUCACACCAUUCAGCUCUCCAUGAAAGACUUCCGGGAGAGCACCGUAAUCAUCGAAUCUUUCCUCCAGAUGCUGGAGCAGAUUGUGAAGCGAGCGAUCGUGUUCUUCAAACAUGAUGCCAUAAACCCACUUGUGCUGUUUCAGUUUGCGGUCGCUGCCUUGAAUCUGCCGGAGAAACCGACGGUGAAAGCUGCUGCUGGAUUUCUGGCAGAGUUUAUUACUCACAGUAGAGAAGUUCCAAAUAUGUUAAAUGUUGUAAAUAACCAAGGAGAAGUGCUGGUCAUGCAAGUGUUAAAGGUGGUCGGAGGAGAUUCUCCAAGAAGCGUGGUGGAAUACAUGCCGGAUAUACUGAUGGCCCUCAGUAAGAAAUAUUUUGAUAAUUUGUGCCGCUGGAUGGUCCCAUUUACGCAACAAGAUGGUUUUCCAUCACCUCGUGUCAGUCAGAAACAUAAAGAAGAAUUUACAAGAUUAGUUCUGAAAGAAAGGACCAACAAAAGGAGGUUAAAAGAGACUGUUACUGAAUUUAGCCUUCUGAGCCGUGGUCUCAUCGGAACAGAAUAUGCAGCUCAAACAUGUCAGAUAUUGUCGUGAUUGUUUUAUGUUAACUUUUUAUGUCUUAUUUAAAAUGUAUUUUUGUAACACAUAUUUAUAUACAAAUCAGUUUUUAGUUUUUAACCAACAAUUGGUUUUUGAAUUAUGAUGCAGAUAAAUAAUUGAACAUCUAUUGAUACCAAAUGAAUUAUGUAUAUAAGUAUAUAUUUUGUUGAAUUAUUAAAAAGAAUUUUAUUGGA